Molecule: messenger RNA, 1764 nt
Organism: Eupeodes corollae
Lineage: Eukaryota; Metazoa; Arthropoda; Insecta; Diptera; Syrphidae
Gene: Larp7
Product: la-related protein 7
Exons: 2
Coding region: 99-1676 (525 amino acids)
Biological process (GO): RNA processing
Cellular component (GO): nucleus
Molecular function (GO): mRNA binding
Source: RefSeq, a predicted model, not a curated record
UCAAAAUAAUGUGUGUCCUUUUCUUGUUUUCUAAACGUAUAAAAUACUUCUGAAUUAAUUUAUGUUUUUUUGCAAAAUAAAAUAAUACUUAUUUCAAUAUGGAAUCAUCCACUGAUAAUACAGAAAAUUCCAAAGUCAAAGAAGCCACAACAUCCACCGUUCCAGAGUCUAAAGAAAAAGAAAACUCCCCUCGUAAAGGCGGCCAUCGAAAGCGAAAACGAAAAUUCCUCAAUGCAAUUCGUGAACAAAUGGAAUUUUAUUUUGGCGAUGCAAAUCUAUCCAAAGAUAGAUUUUUAAUGCAACUAAUUAGCCAAGAUCCUUUUGUUCCGCUUGAAGUGUUUUUGACUUUCAACAAAUUGAAAAACCUCACUACUUCGACAGCGGACAUUGUCAAAUCUCUGUCCAAUUCGAAGCUCCUUGAACUGGAUUCGGAUCAACAGAAAGUUCGCCGAAAGACUGCACUGCCCGUUGACCGGGAUGUCGACCACAAGACAUUGUAUGUGGAGUCCCUACCGCCAACUGCUGACCACGACUGGGUGAAGAAUAUGUUCUCUCGGUUUGGAACGGUGGCAUAUGUAUCCCUGCCAAGGUACAGCAAAUCGAAGAAGAUCAAAGAAUUCGGAUUUAUUGAAUUCGAGGAGGAAUCAAGUGUGGAAAAGGCAGUUAAGGCGUUCCAACAAUUCAAUGGUGUCCUUUGCAUGGAGACUGCGGAUCCCGCUGAACUUACAAGUGUCAAGUCUUUCAUUCGUGAACAAAACCAAGAAAAGGAUGAGCAAGUAGGAAAAAAGGCAAAAAAACGAAGAAAUUCCAGUGAAUCGGGCAGCCAAUCCGACACGAAACGUACAAAGCUGGAGUCAUCUCAAGAUGGAGCCACCUCAACUGCUGCCGAAACUGAUGAUCCCACAGAAAAUAACGAAACGGAAGACGGUUCAAAACGCCGCAUACGAAAACACAAGAAAAAGAAAAGGAAGCAAAACCUUAACGAAGACGGUGGCGAAGCAAAUCCCGACGCUGAUUUCGUUGAGAUUCGUGUUCUACCCAAAAAGGAUUGGAAACGUUUGCGAAACAAAUACCUCAACAUGCAACGCGAAAAGACCGCCGAACUGAAGCGAAUGGCAUGGAAGAAUUCCCAAAACGAAAUGUACACAACAAAACCCGUCGAAAAGCCUACCAAGAAGCUCGAGAAAAUGAACAUGAACUUCUACGGGGCUGGUAACGAGAACGACGAGAAUCAAGCGGCCAAAUUCAACGAUCGCUCCAAUGAUCCACCAAAACUCAAUCCAGCCGAGGAGAAGGCGCCCUUAUUCUCCUAUGAACCGGGCUUGAUAGUUGAGGUUGGCUUUCUGGCGCCUUGUGUGACAUUGAAGGAAUUCAAGGCAGACAUGCGUCAAUAUGAGACGGUUAAGUAUGUGGAUAUCAAGGAGGGAGCUAUGUCAGCGUUUCUACGCUUAGAUUCUCCUCAAUCAGCAGUUAAUUUUGUGAAGCAGAUCUCUUGUGCUGAAUACAAUUGUAAAGUGUUGAGUGGUGAUACGGAAACAGAGUAUUGGGAGAAGAUCAAAGAAGAUCGCGAAGCAAAGUUGAAUAAGAAGGUGAAAAAGCCAAAGAAGCGAGGUCGGGAAAAGAUGCAGAAGGUCAUAAUGAAACAUAUACGCUUUGGCGACGAUGAUACUGAUUGAAUUUCUAGGAAAUUGAAUUAAAUUGAUAAAUGGAAUACAAUUGAAUUAAGGAUAAAAAUAAAUAAUAGAUUUAUUGGUAAAAAAAAAA